CCAGCCCAAUGAGGCUUAUCGAGAGAGACGUCAUCGGCAUCGCCCCCCAUCUUUGCCGCCAUUACUAUCUAUGGGUGUCCACAGGAUUCAGUCACUCUCAUUCACACGGAGUUCGCGUGUCGUGUCCAACAGUUUGGUUGUAGUCUUCCUUGAACCACGCUCGAUGAACUACAAGAACGCCCACUGCACAUCUCUCUCUGUGUCUGCAGAUUCGCGAUGGAUCACGCGGCGGUUGCAAAGCGGACGGAUUUGAUGACCAUAACCCGACACGUGCUGAACGAGCAAUCCAAAUACCCAGAAUCGCGUGGGGAUUUCACCAUCUUGCUUAAUCAUAUUGUUCUUGGCUGCAAAUUCGUCUGUUCUGCUGUCAGCAAGGCUGGCUUGGCGAAGCUCAUUGGACUCGCCGGAGAAACCAAUGUGCAGGGCGAGGCCCAGAAGAAGCUAGAUGUGCUUUCGAAUGAAGUUUUCAUCAAGGCAUUGAUCAGCAGCAGCCGAACUUGCAUUCUUGUCUCUGAAGAGGAUGAAGAGGCAACAAUUGUGGAGAAGUCUAAGCGUGGAAAAUAUUGUGUUGUUUUCGACCCUCUGGACGGAUCAUCGAAUAUUGACUGUGGUGUUUCGAUUGGGACUAUUUUCGGGAUUUAUAUGAUCAAGAAUUUUCAAGAAGCGAAACUAGACGAUGUCCUGCAGCCGGGGAAGAACAUGUCGGCUGCAGGCUACUGUAUGUAUGGAAGCUCUUGCACGCUUGUUCUGAGUACCGGCAAUGGAGUUAAUGGGUUCACGCUCGAUCCAACCCUCGGAGAAUUUAUACUCACUCAUCCAAACAUCAAGAUCCCCAAGAAAGGAAGGAUUUAUUCGGUUAACGAAGGAAAUACGAGGAAUUGGGAUGGGCCGACAACUAAAUUCGUCGGCAACUGCAAGUACCCCAAAGACGGGAUGCCAGCUAAAUCUAUGAGAUACAUCGGAAGCAUGGUUGCUGAUGUUCAUCGAACGUUGCUUUACGGAGGCAUCUUUAUGUACCCUGCUGAUAAGAAAAGCCCGAAUGGGAAGCUCCGGGUGCUGUACGAAGUAUUCCCCAUGUCAUUUUUGAUCGAACAGGCGGGAGGACAGGCGUUUACGGGGAAGGAGCGGGCACUUGAUUUGAUUCCUAAGAGCAUACACGAACGCUCCCCAGUAUUCCUCGGCAGCUACGAUGAUGUAGAGGAGAUCAAAGCAUUAUAUGCUGCUCAAGGGAAUUAAUAUUUAAUAAUCAUCUUGUAAAUGUCUUUCCUUUCCUGCCUAUCAAUUAUUAAUAUACUAUUAUUUUUACUACUUUCAAUUCUAUAAUAUAAUUCUUUAGUCAUAUAACUGCCAUGCA
Messenger RNA from Andrographis paniculata, 1354 nucleotides. RefSeq names its product fructose-1,6-bisphosphatase, cytosolic-like. The record is from RefSeq and is a predicted model, not a curated record. Gene Ontology annotation, molecular function: fructose 1,6-bisphosphate 1-phosphatase activity. Gene Ontology annotation, biological process: gluconeogenesis; fructose 1,6-bisphosphate metabolic process; fructose 6-phosphate metabolic process. The transcript is spliced from 12 exons. NCBI's taxonomy places the organism in Eukaryota, Viridiplantae, Streptophyta, Magnoliopsida, Lamiales, Acanthaceae. The coding region runs from base 217 to 1236 and encodes 339 amino acids. Gene Ontology annotation, cellular component: cytosol; cytoplasm.